GCCCCGCGGCGGAGGGCGGCGCUGCGCAGUGAGCAGGUCGUGUGCCCCUCGGAGCGCGCUCGGCGCCCCGAGCCCGUGCGGCCGCGGAUCGGGCCCUCCGGCGGGCGCCGUCGCCCAGGGCUCCUGGCACCGGCGGGCGCGCUCUUGGGCCAUGGGGGCGUCCCGGGGCGCCCCUCGGCGCCCGGGACCGUCCUUCCCAGGCGGUGGUGCUUCUGUGGCCUCUGCGCGAUGGAUCUGCUCGUCUCGAUGAAGAAGAAACGCCCCUAA
Messenger RNA from Prorocentrum cordatum, 267 nucleotides. NCBI's taxonomy places the organism in Eukaryota, Dinophyceae, Prorocentrales, Prorocentraceae. The record is from the annotation of a GenBank genome assembly.